AGCCCAAGACAUAGCCCAGUCAAAUAAUCAUCUUUAGUUGGACGCGCAAGCCUACGACAAAUUUAAAACCCUAGUCGCCGUUGCCAUCCAACCAUCUUCUGUUUACCGUCGUCGUCGUCCCGCCGUUCCUCUGCCGUCGUCGCACGAACACCCAGCAGAGAGCUUCGAAGCCACGCAGGCGGGAACGACCAGCCAUCCCAGCGUCGUCGUUGCAGUCGGAAGGUUGCACCACACCAGGCCGUCGCGUUGUAAGGUUCCAAGCUUUUUAGACAGCUGACAAGAGACAACAAGAUAUGGCAGAGAAGAGCAAAGAGCUGCUCCAGUUUGAGCAUAAAGGCACACCCCUUUCUUCCUUAGAAUCCACUCUUCUUGUUUGUGAUAAUAAAAAAGAAUCAGACACACAAACUAGGAGACUCCCCCCUCAUGGCACACCACUCACUGCCCCACAUCCCCCAAGCCAACUUUUAGGGAAGGUUAAAGACUUCCUAGGAGUGAUGUCAGAAGCAAAUAAGAGGCUUGAACUUGAUGCAAAGGACAAUCCUGAGAAUUAUGAUAUUGAAGAGCUAACUGGAAAUGAAUCGGAAGUUAUUGAAAUGGAUUUGAUGCUUGGUGUAGCUGAUCUUCAUACACCAGAGGCAGUGGCUGCUGCUGAAUCUGCAAUUUCCACUUGUCAGCCUGUGAUUCCAUUGGCUGCUGAUGGUAGUGAAACAGAUUCAGAGGAAAGUAGUACUGAUGAUGACUGUGGGGAUGAUGAUAUUGAAAGCAGUGAUGAUUAUCACGACGAUGGAAACAACAGUGAAAAGCCUUCAUCUCUUGUUCAAAAAUCUAUUUCCAGUAAGGAUAAUAUUCAGGAAAAACAAAAGGGAAAUGUUCAUUCCAAAAAACGUCCAAGAAUAGUUGAGCUAUCCUGAGCAUAACAAGAUUUUGAGGAUUAGAUCCUUAUGCUAUAACAAUUUACUGAGAUUAUUGCGGCCAGUCUAGUUGGAAUUUUCUGUAUGAUUUAUGCUGCGUUAAAUUAUAACCAAUGUAUCUACGACCUCUAUGUCAGGGGCAGCGGCUGGUGAAGUAACAAGACUUGCUACUUGGCUUUAUUGUAGCGUUCUCUUAUGUCCUCUAUUGGGAUUUUUAAAUUAUUGCGUA
Messenger RNA from Glycine soja, 1140 nucleotides. RefSeq lists its product as uncharacterized. Gene Ontology annotation, biological process: box C/D snoRNP assembly. NCBI's taxonomy places the organism in Eukaryota, Viridiplantae, Streptophyta, Magnoliopsida, Fabales, Fabaceae. Gene Ontology annotation, molecular function: box C/D methylation guide snoRNP complex binding. The coding region runs from base 294 to 911 and encodes 205 amino acids. The record is from RefSeq and is a predicted model, not a curated record. The transcript is spliced from 6 exons.